Molecule: messenger RNA, 978 nt
Organism: Poeciliopsis prolifica (blackstripe livebearer)
Lineage: Eukaryota; Metazoa; Chordata; Actinopteri; Cyprinodontiformes; Poeciliidae
Gene: or55e1
Product: odorant receptor, family 55, subfamily E, member 1
Exons: 1
Coding region: 1-978 (325 amino acids)
Biological process (GO): G protein-coupled receptor signaling pathway
Cellular component (GO): membrane
Molecular function (GO): olfactory receptor activity; G protein-coupled receptor activity
Source: RefSeq, a predicted model, not a curated record
AUGUUGGACGAUCCACUCACCAGGAACUCGUCCCACUCCAGCUUCCGGUUCCGAUGUUUUCCGGAGCUGCAGACCCGCCGCUGGAUCCUGGCGCUGCUGUUCUUCCUCUGCUUCCUGUCGGUGCUGCUGGGAAACUCUGCGCUGGUCUACGUGACCCGCAGGGUGGCGCGCCUGCGCAGCCCCAUGUACGUGCUGGUGUGCCUGCUGUGCGCGGUGGACGUCCUGCAGGCCUCCGCCAUCCUCCCCAACAUGCUGCUCAACCUGCUGUUGGACUGGAGCCGCAUCUCGCUGACCGGAUGCCUCAUCCAGAUGUUUUCCACGUACUUCCUGUCGUCGCUGGAGUCCACGCUGCUGCUGGUGAUGGCGCUGGACCGCUACGUCGCCAUCUGCAAGCCGCUACGCUACGCGGACAUCAUGAGCUCCUCCGCCUUCCUGAAGCUGCUGGUCUUCGCGCUCCUGCGCAGCGUCUCCAUCAUGUCGGUGCUGGUGGUUCUGGCCGGGUCUCUGUGGUUCUGCGGCUCCGACGCCAUCCAGCACUGCUACUGCGACCACAUGGCGCUGGUCCGCCUGGCCUGCGGCAGGACGCAGCGGAACCGGGCGGCCGGGCUGGCGGUGAUCGUCUGCUUCGUGGGCGUGGACAUCCCCGUCAUCUGCUUCUCCUACCUGAAGAUCGUGAAGGUCGCGGUGAGGGCGGCGGCCGGCGAGGAGCGGCUGAAGGCGCUGCACACCUGCAGCACGCACCUGAUGGUCAUCGUGUGUUUCUACCUGGUGGGGACCAUCACCUUCCUGUCCGGCACCCUCAACAUUCCCAUACCAACGGGCAUCAACACCCUGAUGGGCGUGGCCUACAUCCUGAUCCCCGCCACCGUCAAUCCCAUCAUCUACGGCGUCCGAACCAAAGAGAUCCGCCGAGGCCUGCAGAGCAUGUUCAGGCCUCCGAAGCUUUAUUCUGGAAAAACUCUGACAACUUCCGGUUAG